AUGCGUUGGGCGUCUCUAUUCGUCGUUGCUGCCGCCACCUUCACAAGAGGUGCUGUGACGGUGAGCGACAAUGGCCAGGAUGAAAUCCCAUCCAUUCGAUCAUACUUCUAUGUAGGAGGAGGCUAUGUGAGCGAUGGUGCCGGUGGGGAGAUAUUCCGAGAUCAAAUGUAUGUCGAACGACUGUCCCCAGCUGGAGGUGCGAAGAAAGAAACGCCUAUUGUCUUUAUACAUGGUCAAGCUCAGACAGGAACAAACUUUUUGAACAAGCCCGAUGGUGGACGCGGGUGGGCAUCCCAGUUCAUCAGUCAGGGCUACGAAGUCUAUAUCGUCGACCAGACCCUUCGAGGCAGAUCAGCAUGGUCUCCUGCUUAUGGAGCUUCCAAGCCCUCAACAUAUUCCGCUGAGAUAAUUGAGCAGCGAUUUACAGCCGGACAGAAAUUCAACUUGUGGCCACAAGCCAAGAAGCACACGCAAUGGCCAGGUACAGGACUCCGAGGUGAUCCGGUUUUCGAUGCCUUUUAUAGUUCCAAUGUGCAGUUUAUCAACAACGCCACCUACCAACAGGAAAGUGUCCAAGCUGCUGGAGCUGCUUUACUUGACAAGAUCGGCAAGCCCGUUAUCAUUUUAGGCCAUAGUCAAGGCGGCAUGAUGCCGAUUCUCAUUGCUGAUGCUCGUCCCAAGCUUACCAAGGGCUUGAUACUUCUCGAGCCAUCAGGUCCACCAUUCCGAGACGCGGUGUUUGGCAACAAAACCUCUCGAGCAUGGGGUUUGACCGAUAUAAGUCUUACUUACAGCCCAGCUGUUACCGACCCUUCAACCGACCUCAUCCAAGAACUACAGCCAAGCCGAGGAAAAGACUUUGUUGAGUGUAUGCUUCAAGCUAAAAAGCCCGCCCCGCGUCGUCUCGUCAAUUUGGAAAAGAAGCCCAUUCUGAUUGUUACUGGUGAGGCUUCGUACCAUAUGCCUUAUGACUAUUGUACGGCCAAGUACCUUGAGCAAGCGGGUUGCUCAAAGACCAAGCAUGUUGAGCUUGGAAUGGAAGGGAUUCAUGGCAAUGGACAUAUGAUGUUCAUGGAGAAGAACAGUAACAAGAUCCAGAAUCUCGUGGAAAGAUGGGUAAAAGCAACAUGA
Messenger RNA from Fusarium pseudograminearum CS3096, 1131 nucleotides. RefSeq lists its product as uncharacterized. The transcript has 2 exons. Bases 1 to 1131 code for a protein of 376 amino acids. NCBI's taxonomy places the organism in Eukaryota, Fungi, Ascomycota, Sordariomycetes, Hypocreales, Nectriaceae. The record is from RefSeq and is a predicted model, not a curated record.